This is a messenger RNA of Nematolebias whitei (Rio pearlfish), 1557 nucleotides long. It is a transcript of the gene p2ry1, whose product is annotated as purinergic receptor P2Y1. The coding region runs from base 333 to 1394 and encodes 353 amino acids. Gene Ontology annotation, cellular component: plasma membrane. NCBI's taxonomy places the organism in Eukaryota, Metazoa, Chordata, Actinopteri, Cyprinodontiformes, Rivulidae. Gene Ontology annotation, biological process: relaxation of muscle; phospholipase C-activating G protein-coupled receptor signaling pathway; platelet activation. The record is from RefSeq and is a predicted model, not a curated record. Gene Ontology annotation, molecular function: A1 adenosine receptor binding; G protein-coupled ATP receptor activity; G protein-coupled ADP receptor activity. The transcript has 2 exons.
UCCGCAGCGCGCGCGGCAGAGCCUCCUCGCGCCUCUCGCGCGGGCUGUUUUUCUGACUCGUGCUCUUCGUGCCAGAGCCUGCAGCUGUCUGCGCCGCUGUCGUUGUGGGGAAGGCGUCGCGACGCAUGGAGGAACCGACGGUUUUCUCUACAAGCCCUGGAGAUUUGGAAACUUCUGAAGUGUUUCAUGCGUUGCUCUAGGAGGACCGGAUGAAGACACCUGGCAGCUGAGACGCGCGCGCGUGUUCCGGACUGAGCUCUGUGUGAAAACUGUAGGAAUGUGGAAGACAAAUCUGUCUCGGCGUAACUGGACCAGCUUCUGCCCCUGAAACCAUGACCGCAGACUUGAACUUGACCUCUCUGAUGAAUGCAACAUUGUUAGACAACCAAACCAGAGGAUGUCCCCUCACCAAGACAGGCUUUCAGUUCUAUUACCUGCCCACGGUCUACAUCAUGGUGUUCAUCACCGGCCUGGUGGGCAACAGCCUGGCCAUUUGGAUGUUCGUGUUCCACAUGAGACCCUGGAGCGGCAUCUCCGUCUACAUGUUCAACCUGGCCCUGGCUGACUUCUGCUACGUCCUCUCUCUGCCUUUCCUCAUCUUUUACUACUUCAACAAAACAGACUGGAUAUUUGGGGACGUGAUGUGUCGCCUGCAGCGUUUCAUCUUCCACGUGAACCUCUAUGGAAGUAUUCUGUUCCUGACCUGCAUCAGUGUUCACAGGUACACGGGGGUCGUGCAUCCGCUCAAGUCUUUAGGCAGGCUGAAGAAGAAGAAUGCAGUUAUUACCAGUGCGCUGGUGUGGUUGAUAGUAAUUAUAGGCAUGUCCCCAAUUCUUUAUUACUCUAGGACUGGUAUGAAGCGUAACUCAACCACCUGUUACGACACCACCACUGAGGAUGAGCUAUCGGCGUAUUUCAUUUACAGCAUGACUCUGACUGUGUUUGGGUUCUGCGUCCCAUUCAUUAUCAUAUUCUGUUGCUACGGCAUGAUCGUCAAGGCGCUGAUCUGCAACGACAUGAACAACGCCCCCCUGCGGCAAAAAUCCAUCCACCUGGUGAUCAUCGUGCUCGCGGUCUUCGCCGUCUCCUACCUGCCUUUCCACGUCAUGAAAAACCUGAACAUGCGCGCCAGGCUGUUCUUCCAGAGCCCGGACAUGUGCGCGUUCAACAACCGCGUCUACGCCACGUACCAGGUGACGCGGGGGCUGGCCAGCCUCAACAGCUGCGUGGAUCCCAUUCUUUACUUCCUGGCUGGAGAUACCUUCAGGAGGAAGCUGUCUCGGGCCACCAAGAAGACCUCCAGAAAGGGCGACAACGUCCUUCAGUCCAAGAGCGAGGACACGGCGCUCAAUAGCCUGGCUGAGUACGUGGAGAACAACGAUCGGAGACUGUGACCGUCUCGCUUCAGAGACAAAGGGAUUAAAUAAAUCCAGGCACUGUGUGGACUGAAGACGGCGCGUAAACUUUAGGCGACGAUGGUUUGUAGAAUUGUAGGAUAAAAACUCCACUUAACCCUGUGAUACCAUUGCUUUCUUGCAGCCUGUUGACAAUACUAAG